Brassicogethes aeneus is the source of this 1662-nucleotide messenger RNA. The record is from the annotation of a GenBank genome assembly. Lineage: Eukaryota; Metazoa; Arthropoda; Insecta; Coleoptera; Nitidulidae.
AUUUUCCUGAGAAAUCUUAUGCAAUAAAUUUAGUACCAAAAACAACACCCUAGACCAGUCUAGACGGUUUAGGAACAACACUGCCUGUGGUUGCUAUCCUUUAUCUAUGGUUGCUAAGGACACAUACAAACAUUUAAAUAUUAUUGUUGUUUUUGCAUACAAAUAAUGCAGAGAUCAUUUUCAAUCAUAAAUGAUGACGAGGACGAGCAGGAAUUAAAAAUUGAAGAGUUUAUAAGACAAUCAAGCGACAAAAAAUACUCCGAUAUCGUUAGUGAUUCCGAGGAAAAUAGCACCAGUCCUAAGAAGAUAAAUCAAAGACAUGAUGAAAUUUCAGCCCCUUCUGUACCCCAACCAUUACCAAGACAUGGAAUUAAUAAAGAUAUUCCGCAAUCUUCUACUUCAAAAGAAAACGUUAAGUCUCCUCACAAAGUGGAAAAAUUAGCUCAUCUGUCUAGCGAUAGUGACGCCGACGAUGAUGAUAAAAAAAUAGUGCCGGGUCAAUAUGAUCCCAAGGAGUUUGAAAAUCUUAAUGUGGAUGUAGAGAUCCAAGAAAUUUUUCAAUAUAUUACAAAGUACAUUCCUCAAAUUUUAAAUUUAGACCACAAAUUCAAACCGUUUAUACCAGAAUUCCUCCCAGCAGUGGGCGACAUUGACGCUUUUCUAAAAGUAAUACCACCCCAUCAAAAUUUAAAUGGCGAUAUUUUUGAAGACCACCUAAAGUUGGGAUUAGAGGUUUUGGAUGAACCAGCUGCAAGCCAAAGUGAUCCUGCUUUGCUACAACUGCAGCUGCGAGCUUCGUCAAUAAAAGCUAGCGACAAAAACCUAAACGUGGUGGUCAAAAAAAUCGAUAAAGUAGAGAAAAAUACGAAAACUAUCGACAAAUGGAUUAAGGACAUAUCGGAUUUGCACAAAAGCAAAUCAUCGCCAGUUGUUAGAUACUCUGAGCCUAUGCCAGAUUUGGAUGACCUCAUGCAAGAAUGGCCAGAGGAAAUGGAAACUCACCUUUUAGAACACGGAUUUCCUAAACCUGAAUCAGACGCCAAAUUAUCAGAUUACAUAACAUUAGUUUGUAACACUUUUAACAUUCCAGUUAAGAAAAACAAAGUGCAAUCAUUGCAUUUUUUGUUUUCAUUGUAUGCAGCUGUUAAAACGUCCCAACUAUUUCAGGCUGCAAAAACAGAAAUUAAAAAUAAAAUAGGGGAGAAGAAAGAGGAAGCUAAUCAACUAGUAUUAGAUUAUAAUUAAUAAACUGUUCCAAUAAAACCAAUUUUAUUCAAACAUAUCUUCAUAUGACACCAAGUCUCGUUUGUCCCUGUGGUUGCCUUUUUGGGAAUGACUUGAAGCUAAUGUGGCCCAAGCUGCUGAAGAUGUCACAUCAUUGAUUGGCUCAAUCUGAGGCUGUCUUCUUGCAAGUGAUACUUUUAAUUGUAUUCCAGACACCAUAGAUCCAUCCAUUUCUGUUAUGGCUCUUUCAGCAGCUUCCACUUUAUCAAAAGUAACAAACCCUCUGUUCUUUUCAAUUUCCAUUGAUAUAUUUACAAUAUUUCCUAUAGUAGUGAAAUGCUUUUUCAAGAAAUCUUCACUUAUCUUGUAACCAGAUACAUAGAUUGUAUUGCCUUGACGUGGUUUUUCUGGUUUUUCGCGUGCCUUGUCAGUUAAUCC